GCCGCCUCCCCCUCCCCGGCGCCGCCGCCCCCUCCCCGCCCGGCCCGGCCCCCAGAGCGGCCGCGGAGACCCCAGACCCGAGCGCGGCAGGCGGAGUCCGCACGAAGUAAAUCAGAAUGAGUUACACAGAAAAACCCGAUGAAAUCACGAAAGAUGAGUGGAUGGAAAAACUCAAUAACUUACACGUCCAGCGAGCAGACAUGAACCGCCUCAUCAUGAACUACCUGGUCACAGAGGGCUUUAAGGAAGCAGCAGAGAAAUUUCGAAUGGAAUCUGGGAUUGAACCUAGUGUUGAUCUCGAAACACUUGAUGAGCGAAUCAAAAUCCGGGAGAUGAUCCUGAAAGGCCAGAUUCAGGAGGCCAUCGCGCUGAUCAACAGCCUCCACCCAGAGCUCCUGGACACAAACCGGCACCUUUACUUCCACCUGCAACAGCAGCACCUGAUCGAGCUGAUCCGCCAGCGGGAGACGGAGGCGGCGCUGGAGUUCGCGCAGACGCAGCUGGCUGAGCAGGGCGAGGAGAGCCGGGAGUGCCUGACGGAGAUGGAGCGCACACUGGCACUGCUGGCCUUCGACAACCCGGAGGAGUCGCCCUUCGGAGACCUCCUGAACAUGAUGCAGAGGCAGAAGGUGUGGAGUGAGGUUAACCAAGCUGUCCUGGAUUAUGAAAACCGUGAGUCAACACCCAAGCUGGCAAAAUUACUGAAACUCCUCCUUUGGGCUCAGAAUGAGCUGGACCAGAAGAAAGUAAAAUACCCCAAAAUGACAGACCUGAGCAAAGGUGUGAUCGAGGAGCCCAAGUAGAGUCUGCAGCGAGCCCCGCACGGGGCUCGUGACGGCGCCGUCUGGGCCCAGGACCUUCCCGCAGCAGAGAACUCUUACCCCCUCACUCCUCUCUGACCCAGCACCGUCUCUAAAGGGGAAACCGGCCCUUGGAAGCGCAGGAAAGCGCGUGGUGAAAGACGCUGUCUCCCCGGAAGGCUGGCGCCUGCCCUGCGCCGCGGGUGCGUGGGGCGCCUGGCUCCUGCAGGGCUUCUCCGGCCCCCAGGGCCCGGCCGCUGGGGCAGGAGCAGCACCGCUGGGGGUCUUGCUUCCUGGGGGCGCAUAGGCAGACAGUGCGCUUUCUUCGUUCUCCCAAGUCUCGUCAGGCCUUCGUGUAGAGGUUUUUCCUUACCCGCUUGGUUUUUCGUUUGUUUCUGUUUUUUCAUAGGAAAGACUGUAAGUUUGUAAA
Messenger RNA from Camelus dromedarius (Arabian camel), 1230 nucleotides. It is a transcript of the gene GID8, whose product is annotated as GID complex subunit 8 homolog. Gene Ontology annotation, molecular function: protein binding. Lineage: Eukaryota; Metazoa; Chordata; Mammalia; Artiodactyla; Camelidae. The transcript has 5 exons. Gene Ontology annotation, cellular component: cytoplasm; nucleus. The record is from RefSeq and is a predicted model, not a curated record. The coding region runs from base 117 to 803 and encodes 228 amino acids. Gene Ontology annotation, biological process: proteasome-mediated ubiquitin-dependent protein catabolic process; positive regulation of canonical Wnt signaling pathway.